AUGGCUCCCGCAAAGAAGGGUGGCAAGAAGGAGGGCCAGUCUGCCGUCAACAAGGUGACGUCCAGAAAAUACACUAUCAACGUUCACAAGAGCAUCCCUGGAGUGGGUUUCAAGAAGCGUGCCCCUCGGGCACUCAGAGAAAUCUGGAAAUUUGCCAUGAAGGAGAUGGGAAUUCCAGAUGUGCGCAUUGACACCAGGCUCAACAAAGCUGUCUGGGCCAAAGGAAUAAGGAAUGUCCCGUAUUGUAUCCAUGUGCAGUUGUCCAGAAAACAUAAUGAAGAUGAAGAUGCACCAAACAAGCUCUGUACGUUGGUUACCUAUGUACCUGUCACCAUUAUCAAAAACCUAAAGAUGGUUAAUGUGGAUGAAAGCUGA
Messenger RNA from Balaenoptera acutorostrata (minke whale), 375 nucleotides. Its product is annotated as 60S ribosomal protein L31-like. Gene Ontology annotation, cellular component: cytosolic large ribosomal subunit; ribosome. Gene Ontology annotation, molecular function: structural constituent of ribosome. The transcript has a single exon. Lineage: Eukaryota; Metazoa; Chordata; Mammalia; Artiodactyla; Balaenopteridae. The record is from RefSeq and is a predicted model, not a curated record. Bases 1 to 375 code for a protein of 124 amino acids. Gene Ontology annotation, biological process: cytoplasmic translation.